CUGGGAGUUACUUCCCAAACAUCUUCUCGUCGAAUAUCCAACGAGGAGUCUGUUAGCUAGACAGGGUUGAUCACGUUUAAUUCGACGUGGCGGAUUGAAGAAACCGAGUGAUUGUUGUUCAUAAAAUAACGUCAGUUGACAUUUCCCUUGCUGACAGCUGGUGCGAGCUCAAAACCGACAAGUUAAUAUCAGGAUGGCCGAGGCGCCAGGUACUUCUAGCGAGACGAUAACGGAGACCGUUCAAAUUAACACACCUCCACCGCCCCUGCAGGUAAGCUAGCUAUAGAAACUGCUAUAAUUAGCGAAUGAUAUGAUCAUGGAAGAUAACGACUAGGCUGUUUGUUAGCGAGUCCAAUAUGCAUCAUGAGAUUGGAGCUAGCUAAUUAUUUUAGCCAUAAUAACCGUUAGCUAGCUCAUACAAUCAUGGUGAAAUUAUUUGAUCUCACUUCACUCGAUCUAGCCUAGUUGUCAAGUUUAGUACAUUGCCAGCAGUACAAGCAAAUGUGAUGUUGACUGGCUACAUUACUCCGUUGACAAGAGAAACACCCAAUGCCUGUUAUGUGUAUGAAGGUGAAUCUCAAACAUUGGCUCCUCUCUGCGUGUCUCUCAGGAGGGACGUAGCCUGACUAUCAAGCUGAGGAAGAGGAAGACUGACAAGAAGGUGGAGUGGUCCAGCGACACAGUGGACAACGAACAUCUGGGAAGGAGGUCCUCCAAGUGUGAGUGUCCAUUUCCCACUUUAUUUCUGACUGUUUAAAUGCAGUUAUCUGUUCUCUCAUCUUCCCAGCUGGCUCUCUGCGAUAGAUAUGGAACCUGGGGAUGAGGUUAAUUACAUGUAGGCCUAUGCAUGCUGCAGUUCUAGAUAUUUUUGGUGUCUGAUGACUGAGUAUUCUUGACACCCCCACAGGUUGCUGCGUCUACGAGAAGCCCAAACAGUUCGGAGAGUCCUCCUCUGAAAGCGAGGGAGAUGACGGCGACGAGGGCUGUGGAAGUGCACACUGCAUUCUAGGACAUGGGAAAGACGGCAGGCAUGGACACAGAGGAGGGGGUGGGGGGAGUACGGUGCCUCCCAGCUCUGGGGGAUCACACGCCCACUAAUGAUUAGGAGUGGUGCUGAGGGAGGAGUGGAGCCUGGGGGUUCUUCUGUCCAUGACAAUGACACAUCUGCUACUACACACGCUCUCAUUUAGUUCAAUCACUGCAGUACUGGAGGAACAGGACGAGACAAAUAAAGAUUAGGGGAGAGGGAGGGAGAGAGAGAGCCUAUAUUUCUGCCUGUUUGAUAAGAAAAAGGUGUGCGGUUGGGAGUUAAUUGUAUAUAGUUCAAUCAUUUAACUUAUUUUUAUAAAGAAUCAUUUUCCUUAUUUAUUUAUUUGACUUAAUACUUGAUUUUAUUUAGUUAUGUGGCAGUAUCUUAGCCUGGGUGCCAG
Coregonus sp. 'balchen' is the source of this 1430-nucleotide messenger RNA. The record is from the annotation of a GenBank genome assembly. Lineage: Eukaryota; Metazoa; Chordata; Actinopteri; Salmoniformes; Salmonidae.